CGGUUUUCCUCGGAUAUAUUCUCCAUAGACGACUCCCUGCCUUUUAUUAUGAACAUAUUCCUGGCCCAGAUUUGCGGUAUACUGGGAACCAUUAUAUUGCAGUUCUACUUUUACCACUUGCUGUGCUCUAUUACAAAAUCCAGAAAUACUACCGUGAAAGUUCACGUGAGUUGAAGAGAAUCUCCAGUGUGACACUGUCUCCAAUCUAUGCCCACUUCUCCGAGUCUAUAACUGGAAUGACCACAAUAAGGGCCAUGAGGGAACAAGAGAGGUUUCAGUUGGAGAACAUCAGUCACCUGGAGACCAAUCAGCGUGCCCAGUUCACCUCACAGGCUGUUGUUAGCUGGCUGGUGUUCCGUCUGCAGAUGCUUGGGGUAGCCAUGGUGACAGGGAUUGCGUUCAUUGCCGUGCUGGAACACCACUUCCGCACAGUCAAUCCUGGUCUUGUAGGGUUGGCGAUUUUGUACGCCCUCUCGGUGACCAACCUCCUGGGUGAUGUCUUGAACUCGUUUGCUGAGACUGAGAAAAAGAUGGUGAGCGUGGAGCGUGCUCAGCAGUACAUUGAGGACGUACCCAACGAGAGAAUGGAGGGAUCUCUACUGGUUGAACCCGCAGAGAAAGUGGGAGUUGUGGGAAGAACUGGGUCGGGCAAGUCGAGCAUUUUCCUGGCGCUUUUUCGGAUGGUUGAAAUUUACAAGGGAAACAUCUUUGUGGAUGAAAUUGAUCUAAUUCAUUUAGAUUUGAAGGAUAUCAGAUCUAGAUUUGCAAUAAUACCCCAGGACCCUUUCCUGUUCAGUGGCUCGGUGCGAGAAAACUUGGACCCAACUUGUGUUCACUCAGACAGUGAACUAUGGAGUGUCCUUGACAAAUGUCACCUUCGCAGAGUUGUGGAGAAGCUUGGAGGACUAGGGGCAGAUGCUGGGGAACGAGGAAAACACUUUUCAGUCGGUCAGAGACAACUUGUCUGCCUGGCACGUGCUUUAUUGACCAAGGCUAAGAUUUUGUGUAUAGAUGAGGCUACGGCCAGCGUUGACAUGGAUACGGACAUGCUCAUUCAGCAGACAAUACGCAGCGAGUUUCAGAUGAGCACCGUGCUAACUAUAGCGCACCGUAUCAACACCAUCAUGGACAGUGACCGAGUCCUCAUCAUGGCCGACGCACACGUGGCAGAGUUUGCAGCCCCUGGGCGCUUGCUCAUGAAUCAGGAGACACUGUUUUAUAAACUAGUCAAUGGUCAAUAAAAUCUAGACAAUGAAAAAAUAUACAUUAAUCAUUAAUUGCUUUCUUGUCAUUGCUAGAAAUUCAAAACAAAUAAACAAAAAAGAAUGAUCAAAAAUUUAUGUUAGGUGCAGUAUAUUUUUAUCACGAAGUUAAAAUUUCAAUUAGAUCUAUUUAAAAAAAACUAUUUCUUUAACGAAUUCUUAAAUUUGCAAUCCCCGGCUUUGCUUGCGGUAUUUUUGUCAAUUGCUUACUUGAAAAAUUAUUAUUCAGUCUAUUAAACCUGUUCGGUUUAAAAGCUGCUUCCUUCUAUGUAUAAAAAAUGCACUGUAAAAGAUGAAAUUCGUUACCAAUGUCAGAUAUACUUUGUGGGCAAAUACAUUUAUUUUGAGUACUUAAAAUAUUCAUGUUUAACUCUGGCGUUUUUGGCAGCAAUGAUGGAUUGAAUUUUUUUUAAAUUAUGUUUUGUCCGAGAAUAAUAGCGUCGCUCGAGAUGACAACGAUAUUACAUUACGCUCGUAAAACUUCUAAAGUAAAGCAUUAUUGUAAUGAGUGUUCUGAUUGGUUGAUAUAAAUAAUACCGUAUCGGACAGUUAAAACCGUCCCGGACGGUUUACUAAACUGUCCCGGACAGUUUAAACCGUCCCGGAUGGUUUAUGCGCACGAACGGUCAAAACUUUCCUAAACCGUCCCGGACAGUUUGUAAACUGUCCGGGACAGUUUAGUAAACUGUCCGGGACAGUUUACAAACCGUCCUGGACGGUUUAUAAACUGUCUCGGACAGUUUUGAAUAGUUUUGGACCAGUUCGUACACCAUAGUUUCACGCAUGGACAUUGAUAGUCAAGAUAAUAACAGUUUGAAUAACAAUGAUCAUUAUUAUACAUUACUAUUGCUAUUAAAACCACACAAAUUGAUAUCUGCAUCAUUUAAAUUGUAAUAAUCAGAUUAUGAUUAUCUUGUUAAGCGACUAGGCCGUCAUGGAUUUGGACCGUCCUGACCCGCAUUCGUAAAAUGCACAUAAAUAGACCAAUCAGGUGCCUUUGGAAAAUUCCUUCAGCAGAAAGAGCGUUGUUACGGAAAAGCACGUGUAUUAUACGCUAUUGCUAUUUUUGCACCUCAGAAAACUUUCAGAGCCAUAAACACACCUAUACAAACCUA
Dreissena polymorpha is the source of this 2377-nucleotide messenger RNA. Its product is annotated as ATP-binding cassette sub-family C member 10-like. The record is from RefSeq and is a predicted model, not a curated record. Gene Ontology annotation, biological process: transmembrane transport. Gene Ontology annotation, molecular function: ATP binding; ATP hydrolysis activity; ABC-type transporter activity. The transcript is spliced from 7 exons. Gene Ontology annotation, cellular component: membrane. Bases 237 to 1241 code for a protein of 334 amino acids. Lineage: Eukaryota; Metazoa; Mollusca; Bivalvia; Myida; Dreissenidae.